CCUCAAAUGCUUAUAUAUACAUACGCAUAUCAUUGCAUAGCCAAACCAAGUCCUCACAUCCUCUGCUUUCAAAUCCUUUACUUUCUUCACCCAUUUCAUCUGUGAUCUUCACCAUCUUUGUGGGCAGAUAGCAAUGGCUAUUCGCUUGCCUGGUGUUACAAAUGCUAAGAACAUUCUGCGGCGAUCAAACUCAUUUGCAAAGAAAGCAGCUUCACAAUUUAUGGAUGUUCCAAAAGGCCACCUUGCUAUAUAUGUUGGAGAGGGCCAAAAGAAGCGGUUCGUUGUUCAGGUAUCAUUCUUGAACCAGCCUUCAUUUCAAGAUUUGCUAAACAAGGCUGAGGAAGAAUUUGGAUUUGAUCAUCCAAUGGGGGGCCUCACAAUCCCCUGCAGUGAAGACAUCUUCACUGAUCUCACUUCUCGAUUACAAGAGUUGUUGUAGUACUUAAACAAGUAGUGCCAAUUUUUGUAAAUCCAUGUAUAUUCUAACUUUCUUUUUGGCAGAAGAGAUGGGGAUUGUUACCCAUUAUAAAUGUUA
Messenger RNA from Corylus avellana, 535 nucleotides. Lineage: Eukaryota; Viridiplantae; Streptophyta; Magnoliopsida; Fagales; Betulaceae. The record is from RefSeq and is a predicted model, not a curated record.